This is a messenger RNA of Magnolia sinica, 714 nucleotides long. RefSeq names its product non-specific lipid transfer protein GPI-anchored 11-like. The transcript has 5 exons. The record is from RefSeq and is a predicted model, not a curated record. Lineage: Eukaryota; Viridiplantae; Streptophyta; Magnoliopsida; Magnoliales; Magnoliaceae. The coding region runs from base 1 to 714 and encodes 237 amino acids.
AUGGCGAAGAUUUUCUUGGUUUUUUGUUUUGUAGCCAUGUGGGCCAUGGUGAAUGGGAAACGUCCAUUGCUGGCCCACCCAACACCUACAGUGCAAUGCACCAUUGAUCUGUACAUGGACUUAAUUGGAUGUAUAGAUUUUGUACUGGAUGGGAGUAAGGUCGCAAACCCAAGUAUAGGGUGUUGUGAUGGCUUGGAGGAAAUGGUGAAUGUAGCCCCUAAUUGCAUUUGCCAGGCUUUCAAUUUCGCUAAGGGUUUUGGAAUUGCUGUGAAUAUGACCAAGGCUCAACAGCUUCCUUCUUUAUGUCGAUUUUCUACUGAUAUCCACUGUAUUGAUUUUGGUCCUCCUUCACCAGAAUUUGGUCCUCCUUCAACUGUGCCAAAGUCAUCGCCAUCACCCACACAAUUUGCUCCAGUGAUUCCACCGAAGCCAUCUCCACAACCAAAGUCAUCUCCCCCAGCUUCAUCUUCAGCACAAUCAUUGAAGUCUAGCUAUUGUUACGUGCUCAUAUCUUUGAGCUUGUUUGCCACCAAGACCUCUGCCCCCAUCUUAUGCUCCACCCAAGUCAUCGCCAUCACCAGCACCAUUUGCUCCAUUGAUUCCACCGAAGCCAUCUCCACAACCAAAGUAAUCUUCCUCGACUCCAUCUCCAGCACAAUCGUUGAACCCCGGUGCCAUGGCAUUUUCAAUUUCUUCUGUAGUCCUUCUUAUUAG